Molecule: messenger RNA, 853 nt
Organism: Gasterosteus aculeatus aculeatus (three-spined stickleback)
Lineage: Eukaryota; Metazoa; Chordata; Actinopteri; Perciformes; Gasterosteidae
Gene: cks2
Product: CDC28 protein kinase regulatory subunit 2
Molecular function (GO): cyclin-dependent protein serine/threonine kinase regulator activity
Source: RefSeq, a predicted model, not a curated record
AAUUGCCCUCUGAAAACAGCGGCAGAUGACAGCAGCGUCUAGCGCUCGCAAACAUUGCUAAGUUAGUGAGCUAGCUGCUUCACGUCACCCGAACAGCUCCCUGGAAUUCAGCGCUGCCUGCUACGGACGGAAGAUGUCGAAAAAACAGAUUUACUAUUCUGACAAGUACACCGACGAGGAGUUCGAAUACAGACAUGUGGUGCUUCCAAAGCAGCUGUCUAAAUUGGUGCCUUCCUCCCACCUGAUGGCAGAAGACGAGUGGAGGGGACUCGGCGUGCAACAGAGUCAGGGCUGGAUUCACUACAUGAUACACAAACCAGAGCCUCACAUACUGCUUUUCAGAAGACCUCUCCCAAAGGAUUGAAUGGAAACCUGUAGAAUACCUGCUAUCAUCUCUGCUGAUUUGUAUUGUCUAUGAACCAUACAUCUCUCCUACAUACGUUCCAACGUAUUGUCUAGAAUAUCUUUAGUUGUCUUCUGUCCUUAAAACUCCCUCAAUUUUUAGAGGUAAUGAAAGGCAAACCGCUUGAUUGCACUGUGAAUGAUAACCGUAUAAACGAUAUGAUGGUAAAGGUUUGCCUGUCAAUUGUAUAUCUUAAUGCAUUUUUUAAUGUCUUUUUGAUGCCAAUUUUAUAAUUGAUUUAUUUACUGAGUACCGUGUAGUUUUCUUUUUUUUUCCUUUUCCUCAAGUCGAUUAUUUUCCCAAAAGAGCUUUCUAUGUUUUUGCUGUUCUUUAAACUUGUGUUAUGUACAUAUUAUUAUUUCGAGAUGUUAUAAAUGUUGACUGAGUCAUGGUUGAUUCAACACUUUCUUUGUUGCUGAAAGAACAAAUUAAAUGUACUUCUUCACAUUA